This is a messenger RNA of Falco peregrinus (peregrine falcon), 1997 nucleotides long. RefSeq lists its product as uncharacterized. Gene Ontology annotation, cellular component: nucleus. The coding region runs from base 141 to 1268 and encodes 375 amino acids. The record is from RefSeq and is a predicted model, not a curated record. Lineage: Eukaryota; Metazoa; Chordata; Aves; Falconiformes; Falconidae. The transcript has 2 exons.
AGGGCUCGGAGCCCGGCCUAGCAGCGGCGGCGGCGCCCGCGGGCCGGGGCGGGGGAAGGGGCGGCGGCGCCCCCAGCGGCUCCGCGCCCGCCCGGCCGCCGGCGCCGGGCUCGGGCCGCCCCGGCCCCCCGCGGCGGAGGAUGGCCGAGGACUCGCCCAAGCGGCGCAAGGCGAAUUUCAACGAGGCGGAGACGGAGGUGCUGAUCGAGCAGGUGCUGAAGCACGAGCAGCUGCUCUUCGCGGCGGGGCCGGGCCGCGCCUCCCCGGGCCAGAAGCGGAAGGUGUGGGAGCUGAUCCGGCACAAGGUGAACCCGGUGGCCGCCUGCCCCCGCGACGUGGAGGACCUGAAGAAGCGCUGGCGGGACCUGAAGCGCCGCGACCGCAGCAAGCUCUGCCGCCUCUCGCAGGGCUGCGGGCCGCCCGGCCCCCCCGCCCUCGGCCUCCUGCUGGCCCCCGAGGAGAUGCCGCCCGCCGUCGCGCCGCCCGGCCGCCGCCACCACCUGCACCACCACCACCGCGCCUACGGCUCCCUGCUGCCCGCCGAGGCCGUGCCCAUCGUGGGCGGCAUCGACACGCUGGAGCUGCCCGGCGCCGUCGUGGGGGAGAUGGGGUUUAAUGAUGAUCCUGGAACAUCUCAUCAAUCCAGUCUUGAGAAGAUGAACCUCAAAGAAGAGAUAGUAGUGAAGGUGGUAGAGCCAGAAGAAAGCUCUGAGGACAUGGCAGUGGUUCCACCUAGCCAAGAACAACUGCCUUUUCUGGGGACAUCUGGUGGUGGUUCCUCUGGGAAAGUAAAAGCCAAAACAAAAGGCAGAUCCCAGGCAGACCAAAAUGAAAUAACUGAAGAGGACCUAGUGCAGAUUCAGCAGACCCAGAUGCAGGUGAUCCAGUCUGGCUUUGACAGUGUCAACCACAAUCUUCGGCUGCUGCAGCAAGGCAUGCAAGAUCUGAGUAACAGCCUCAGCAUCAUGGCGCAUACGCUUGUUGCUAUCAAAAACGUCUACGUGAAAAACAACACUGGCCCGACGACGUAUGCCACUGCCUCUACUCAAACCACGGCUGGGUACCUGAGCCCAGGCUCCCCCCAGGUCUCUUCUGCUGAGGACAGAGGUAGAGUGCAGGUGGCUGGAAGCAGCAGCAGAAGCAGCAGCUGCAGCUCCAGCUCCAUGUCACAAGAACCAGGUCCUUCAGAGUUUCCUAGGCCCCCCCUGAGAACCAUUAAGAAAGAACAUCCAAAUGGCUGCUACUACUUCUGCUUUGCAGAUGUGUAAAAACUUGAAUAUAUGUAAAGUGACUGUGGUGUUAGGUGCUGUUGUAUGUUCUGCUCCGGCCUGUGAUUUCAAAGGAGCAAAGUGGACUUGCCUCCCACAUUUUUCCCAGUGGGAAACAUUUUGCUAUAGGUGGCAUUAAACACUAAUUACCAGUCUAUUGUUUGUUAACUCUGUGCAGUUGGCUAAUAAUUUUCUUCUGUUUUCUUUAUCCUCUCAUUCUCUUAAAAAAACAAACAAAAAAACCCAGAUUUAUUUUGACUAAGACUGUUGUCUGUAUCAUCCUUUGUUUAAUGUGACCUUUUGAAAAAUAAAAGGCAUGAGUGGGGUAAAAAAAGUAACAUUAUGGUUACUGACCAGCAGGAGCUGUCUUACACAAGUUGCUUAUACAAACCUCAGAAGUAGUUGAUUUUUUUUAAGUACUAGUUUUUCCAAUAAUUAUAAUGUUGGGGGUGUUUGCUUGGUGGUGUUUUUAUGUUUUAAGCCUGCGCUGUGCAAGGCAUCACAGGAAGAGUGACGUACCUGCUUACUUUAGGAAUGGUUUAGGACCGAGCUGUUGAUUCAAUUAUGAAUGUACUCAGAAUUCAUACAGCACUGUUGCACUUGGCUAUUGUUCAUUCCCAGCUUGUCAAAUGCACCUUCUUCACAGAGGUAUUUUGUUUUACUGCACUAGCAGGGUAGGCUCGCUCUUGUCACAAGAUUAAAAUAGAGAAAUACAGCAAAAAAUAGUAA